UAUUUUUAUUGGAGGUUAAUUAUUUAUACACUCAACAGCUGAGCUGUGUCAAUUCAAAAUGUAUUACCAACAGAAUAACUCAAAAACAUGAAUAUCAUUGAAAAAGCAAAAAUAGGAAACAUUUCAAAUAAAAGAAAUUCAUUCCUGAAUGACAACUUCUAUCUUAAAAAAUAUUCUUCAAUCUGAAGAGACAAAUAUUUAUGCCUGUUCAUCAAUAUUUGAAAUGAAAAGCAAGAAUUUGAAUGAUUCCGAGUUGAUUUUUGUUCAAAAUUUUAGGCAACGCUAUUUUAAAGGCAUUGAAGGGCAAGUCAUUCCACCAAUCAGAAUGCAGUAUCACAAACUCUGCUGAUUCCCUGGGCUCUGCUUCUGCUAAAGUAGGCUAGCCUACUGAUCUGUUUCUGUGUUUCCCAAAUUGUUUCUAUUUGCUGAAUUUCUUGAGUUUUAUAAUGAAAAUGUCGUUAUGGUUUUAAAUUAUAAAUAUCUUUUAAAAUCGUAUUUAUUUUUCCGUUUGAAAAAACUUUGUUUUAACAGAUGACUUGAUGUAAUAUGGCUGUGAACCAUGGAACUAACAUGUGUGUAAGUGAUGAAGAAGACGAUUCUGAAAAUUGUUUACAAGCUCCAGAGUUACAAGGAUAUCUCAGCAAGUGGACAAACUAUAUACAUGGCUGGCAAAAUAGGUACAUCGUUCUAAAAGACGGCACACUCUCCUAUUACAAGUCUGAGCAAGAAUCUGGUUACGGUUGUAGAGGAGCUAUCAGCCUAUUCAAAGCCACAAUCAAGCCUCAUGAGUUUGACGAAUGUCGGUUCGAUGUGUCUGUGAAUGACUGUGUAUGGUAUCUGCGGGCUGAAACUGCAGAGGAUAAGCAACAUUGGGUUGAUAUACUAGAAGCUUUCAAGGCUGAAUCUGAUUACGGUAGCGAAAAUAGUUUGAAAAGACAUGGAAGUGCGGUUUCUCUUACUUCAAACACUCUGUCCUCCACUUCAGCGUCCAGCUUCAACAAAGGAAGAGGAUUGAAGGAGAAGUUGGCUGAAAUGGAAACAUUCCGAGACAUUCUAUGUACACAGAUGGAAACACUUCAAGGCUAUUUUGAUUCGUGCGCUGAGACAGAAACAAUGAAAAAGUCUUCCGAAACUGAUGAAAACAAGUCAGAGCUAGCGCUGAAGAGCGCGGUGGACUUCAAGGGUGAGGCGAUGACGUUCAAGGCGACGACGAACGCAGUGCUGACAACACUGGGCCACUGCUUGGACGCGGUGACGCAGCGCGAGGACAUGUGGCGCAAGCGACUGGAUCGCGAGUCGGAGCGGCGGAGGCGGCUGGAGGACAUGUGUCGCGCCAUCAAGCAGCAGGCCGGCAAGCCGGUCAUGCACGGCGGACCUGAUCACGAGGAAGGACCACACAGCACACUACACGAGGACGAGUUCUACGACGCAGUGGAGUCCGGGCUGGACAAGUUGGAAGAGGAGGCCGUCUUUAGAGAGCGCCUCAGCAAGCAGUCUGCCACCUCCCCUCUCCUGCCACUGCGCACCUCCUCUCGCGCAGCUCAGCACCAUCUCUGGCCACAAAUAGAGCAAGUGACGCGGGAGCAGAUUCACUACGCGCGCAUGGGCCUGGGCGAGGGAGGCUGGCAGUUGUUCGCCGAGGAUGGCGAGAUGAAGAUGUAUCGCCGCGAGGAGACCACCGCGGACGGGCUCGUCGUCGACCCGCUCAAGGCCUGUCACGUGGUGCGCGGCGUCACCGGCCAUGAGAUGUGCCACUACUUCUUCAGUCCGCAGUACCGGCAUGAGUGGGAAGGCACUCUGGAGCAGAUGACAGUGGUGGAGACGAUAGCCGACGACACACUGGUGUUCCUGCAGAUCCACAAGCGCAUCUGGCCGGCGUCGCAGCGGGACGCUCUCUUCUGGUCUCACAUCACCCAGGUGCCAGACCAGCAGGACCACGACAACGACCCCAACGUCUGGGUGGUCGUCAACCAUUCCACGCACCAUCCCCAGCAUCCGCCAAAGACUGGCAAGUAUGUACGAGUGGCAUUGACAGUGUGCAUGUACUGCCAGACAUUGGUCACUCCUCCAGCCAGUGGUGAACAAUUGACUCGUGACAACAUCACCUGCAAAAUAACAUACUGUGCUGUUGUGAACCCAGGAGGCUGGGUCCCUGCUUCAGCCCUUAGAGCCAUCUACAAAAGGGAGUACCCAAAAUUUUUGAAAAGAUUCACCAAUUACGUCAUUGACCAAACUAAAAACAAACCAAUCUUCUUUUGAGAUUUCUAGUCUGGUGGAUUAUACUCCAUCACAAAAUUCAUGUUCAUGCAUUGGUUUAUAAGAAUAUAAUACGGUAUGUAAAAAAAUUGUGUAUAAUCUUUAUAUGUAUGUAAGAGAUCUUGCAGAGUUAAUUGAUUACCACUGAAGAAAAACAUACAUAUUUAAAUAUAUAAUAUACUAUAACGCUUCUAAGAUAGGUAACUGAAUUGUAAAAUGUUAUGCAUUGUGUUGAGAAAAGUAAAUCUCACAGAAAUUCAUUCUUCCAUGAAAAUGGUUCCAACGGUAUGAAAUGCUGACACGUUGAUUAGUAUGAGUGUUACGCUAUUAUUGCCAAUUCCAAUUCUGUAAAUAAUCCAACUAGUCUUGUAUAUUCUGUCGCUUAAAGUUUUAUACUGGUAUAAAUUAGGUGUUGAAUAAGCUAUCUACUCUAAAUGUUGGAAGUAGUGUUAAGCUGUGGAGAAAACUCAUAUUCGUGAACUUGUUUCACAAUUUCCAUUGCAAUACCAGAUUUGUGUUUUGGAUAUUUAUGUUAAUAAUCAUUAUUGUGAACAAAGUAAUUGAUCAAAUUUUGAAAAUUCUGUUUCCGUACCUUUUGAUGAUAGGGUAUUGAACUUCAUCUGCAAUUUACCCAUACGUAGGUAGUACCAUCUUGAAUUACCUACCUACAACAGAUUUUUGCUGUUCGGUUUUUAUAAUUUUUGUGAUACGAAAAAUGUUUGUAGUUUGUGAUUUUUGGCUCUUGUGGCCUGGAGAUUGAGGCACUUGUUACUAUAGAUUGCACUUGAGAGAAUCUAUUUAGAGAAUAGGCUAUUAAAGCUGUAUAGCAUAUAAACAUUAUAAGAGAUCUUUCCGAAGUUUCUAGAAGUGUUCCAAAUGUCUUCAUUCAACCAGGCUGUGUAAUGCCCUUGAAUCUAAUAUAUAAUUCUAUAUUGUUGAACUUUUAUAAUCUUACAUAAUUACCACGAAAUCGCAAACAUGUAGGAACUUGUACUUCCUCCAAUUUCUUUUCGAUUGAGUUUUGAACAUUUAUUUCUAGAGAUUUUUUAUGUACCCUAUAAUACGAGAAAUAUUCUGUCAUCAAACCCAUUAUCCAUUCUAAAAGUAUUUCUGUAAAUUCACUCACCUUUUUCAAGGCACUGAAAGUAAUUCAGUUAGAAAAAUACAGACCUUUCAAGCAAAAGCUAUACAAAAAUUGCUCUUAUGAUUUUAUGCAAUGAUUUUCAAUUGAAUUUUCUCAUAAUUGAAUAGGUGAUCCUUUUUUACUUUCUGAAUAAUUAGAAACACAUUAUAUUCUGUAUGAUGAGAAUUUUUUGAAAGCCAAAGAAAUCACGUAAUGCUGUGGUAUUUUAAAAAGUCAAUCAGUGACAGUUCAAUUACUCUUAUUAAUUAUUAUAUCUUACAACUAUGUAUACUUAAAUAGACCACUAAAAAACUUACGCUAGAGUGCGUAGUUGCUGGCAACUGAAGAAGGAUGCCAGAUUAAUUAUAGUUUUAUCAAAUGGACAAUUAUUACUCAAAUAAUAAUCAUUAUUAGCCUAAUAUAAAACUUGAUCACUUCGAGCUAUCUUUUUGUGAACAAAAUAGUUGAAAAUAUAUCACAUAAUAUAAUUAUUGUAUAUCCUAUGAUGUACCCAUGUUGAAAAUGUAUUCGUAAAACUCUAGUGAGUAUGAUGCACAAAUCCAGAGAAUUGGCUAUGAUAAUCUCACAAAUAGAAAUACAGUUGCUAAAGUGAAUAUAAGCUGAUACUAGAUUGGAUUUUUGAAAUAACAAGCUACUUAUGUUAUAAACUGCUGGUUCUCGUGUUCGUGUAUAAUUUAAUUCGUAAAGCAGUAAUCGAAUUUAUAAUAUCCAUAAUAAUUAUAGAAUGUAAUAUUUUUUUAAGAAAAAUCCAUUUUCUAUGGUUUGAAGACUGCAGUUCUGGUCUUCGAGGAAAUCGGCAAUCCGAAUGUUUUUCCUAUCAUUAUGAAUUAUUAUUAAUUUCAAUGAAACUAGAAAUUCUAUAGCUGAGAUAAAUUUGCAAAUCAUUUAAUGCGUUUCUAGUUUAACUUAGUUUUAUGUAACUGCAUGAAAGUGUAUCAUUUAGUUGCGAUAGCGGUUUUAUGAAAUUGAAUAUUUUGUAUACAAAGAUGUAUAAAUAUCUAUUUUUUGUAAUAAUCCAAAAUUUGUAUAUAAGUGAUCAUUUUAUAGCAAACAGUGAUGAUUAGAACUGUUUAGGAAAUGUUCUUGUAUGUUAUUUAUAGUAUCUUCCAGUUGAAAUUUAAUCUGACUUUGUAUCAAUAAAGCCAUGGUUACUACAGAAGAGUAACCGUGAAUGAAACAACAUUAA
This is a messenger RNA of Nilaparvata lugens (brown planthopper), 4586 nucleotides long. RefSeq names its product ceramide transfer protein (gene cert). Gene Ontology annotation, cellular component: Golgi apparatus. The transcript has 10 exons. Bases 547 to 2259 code for a protein of 570 amino acids. NCBI's taxonomy places the organism in Eukaryota, Metazoa, Arthropoda, Insecta, Hemiptera, Delphacidae. Gene Ontology annotation, biological process: ER to Golgi ceramide transport. The record is from RefSeq and is a predicted model, not a curated record. Gene Ontology annotation, molecular function: phosphatidylinositol-4-phosphate binding.